UACCGCACUCGAUCCGCGUCAUCACUGCUUCGAUGGUUGAACAAUCGAACGACCCUGAUCGCGUCCUAGUAAAUCGAUCUAUGGUGGAGCGCUGCCCAGCUCAUCGAUCCACUUCAUGUGGUUCGAGUGUCCCGUCCUCGAUACACCUGGAUCGAGUUUUUGACAAUCGAUCCACUACUGGUUCGAGUUUUGUAAACUCGAACUAUUCAAACUUUGGUAGUUUGGGAAUUUUUUUUAAAAGUUUGGUAUUCUGCGAAUUUUUUUUAAUUAUUACUGUAUUUUGGGAAUUAAUCCCUAGAUGCAGUGGCUUCGUAGAGAUUAUGUACUCAGCCGGCACCAUAGCAAGGAGAUAUGCUUAUCCGCCGACACUCCACCAGAGAUCAGUAGAAUACGACUUUGCUGAUUUCGUCAGAACACCGCCCAUAUCCGAACCCGAAUUUGAACCGGAACCGGAACCCGAUCUAAUGGAUGGCUUGACGAUGAAGAGGAGGGUACUGAUCUGCCUGAUGAGGAAGCUGCGUAAUCGGUUUGAUCGCGGUUUAGUUUGUGCAUCUUUGGUUUGUAUCAAACCAUAAAAACUGAUUCUCUCGCAUUUUAGAAGAUAAUGAUAAUGAUCUGUUUUCGUGGAUUCGUAUCUUUGUUGUACAUCUUUAACUGUGGUAGGGGCAUUAUGGACAGCAACCAAGGAUUCGCAGCAAUUUUCAUUGACCAGGGCAUGUGUGAUAGGAAGUUAGGAACGCUACAAGAAAGUUUUUUGAGCAACUUUGAAUUUUCAUUGACCAUUGCCACCAACCCAAAUAAAAAAGACACCACGUAUUCAAACUACGGAGAUUAAAUCAUUGAUUAGGAGUCCGAUUAAAUUCUAUACGAUCUAAAUAAUAUCACACUUGUUCUUACGGUCCAGAUCAUGCAUAUCAUGUUGAGUAAAAAAGGUUAAUCAUUUAUUUGGUUAGACAAAACAAAAAAUGAACUAAUAAUCGGCGAAAAUUGCACUUUUUUUAUAUCAUUGGAACCUAAAUUCCAACAUGCAUGCAUGCUUUUCUUAAUUAUUAGCCUUUCCACAUGUUUUCCUAAGAAAAAAAUUGCCAUCUCUUUGCAAGUUCUUUUGUAGCAUAAUUCAUAUUUUCAUGAUAAUUUAUCUUCUUUGAAAUCACUUGUUUAGUUUUGAUUACCCUAUCUUUGUAAGUUAAUUUAUUCAAAAGUUUAUCACGGUUCUAUUUAUCAAACUAUACAGCUAGAUUUAAUCUAAUUUUUUUUAAUUAUGACAAUAAUUUUCUAUCUGAAUUAUCAAAUUGAUAAGUAAAUGAGUAUCGGAAACAAAAUAACAGAAUUUAUUUGGAUCCCCCUAGUCCAGAAACCCGACUCUAUACGAUUUCCGCCACGAUUCGUCCCCACCAAAUGCCUCAUCUCCAUUACUAUGUCGUCACUGCUUCUCUCAUGUCCCAUUGAAAUUAUGGAUAGUGUCAAGCAAGUUGGGAUAAUAAGCACCGUCCCGUUUUCUACUCUGUACUGUUCUUCAGUACAUUCACUGAAUCUGCUCACCCUUUCCCCGUUCUCUAUAUAUAUCUCUCUGCAUCAACCACAUUUCAUUACCGAAUCAUCUGGAGACUCGUAAAAGCCAGCUAGCGUCUCAAAUCAAGCAACUCGACAAUGGCAGCCACAGCUCUGGAUAAAUCCGUGCCGGAGAUCUUGCCGCCGGCGCUCGAUGCUUCGUCGGAGCCACCUCCACUCUUCGAUGGCGUCACCAGGCUGUACACCUAUUACGGAUGCCCUUUUGCUCAGAGGGUUUGGAUCACUAGGAAUUUCAAGGGGUUACAAGACAAGAUCAAGCUAGUCGGCAUAGAUCUUAGUAACAGGCCUGCUUGGUACGCCGAGAAAGUUUAUCCCCCUAAUAAGGUGCCAGCUCUUGAGCACAAUGGCAAGAUCAUAGGAGAGAGCUUGGAUUUGAUCAAGUACUUAGAUAGCAACUUUGAAGGGCCUUCUCUUCUCCCUGAUGAUCCUGCGAAGAAGCAGUUGGCAGAAGAGUUGUUUGCAUACACCGAUACUUUUACUGGAACGGUGUUCUCUGCUUUCAAGGGAGAUGCAGUGAAGGAAGUUGGCCCUGCUUUUGAUCAUCUGGAAGCAGCUCUGUCGAAAUUCGACGAUGGACCUUUCUUCCUUGGUGAUAGGUUCAGUCAGGUGGACAUUGCCUACAUUCCAUUCGUCGAGAGGUUUCAGAUCUUCCUUUCGGAAGUGUUCAAGUAUGAUAUCACCGAAGGAAGGCCUAAACUUGCAGCUUGGAUCGAGGAGUUGAACAAACUGGAGGCUUACAAACAGACGAAACUGGAAGGUACAAAGGCACAGGUCGUGGAGCUCUACAGCAAACGGUUCUUGGGUAAGUAAAUUGGCAACAGCCACUGCAGUCUGCAAGUGGGUUCUUCUCGUGCUUUUGCAGGGAGAGGCUCUGGCUUGGUGGCUUGCUUCUGUAUGAUAUGUGAAAGUAUCUGUCUAAAUAAUGAAAAAUUACCCCCGGAGACAGAAAGUAGAAGAAGAAAGUAAUAGAAUAAGAAACAUCAACUGGUUUGUAGGAGCUGUGCCUGUGACCGUGAGGGUUGCGGACGUGUGGUUGGUUUGGCUGUGUUCUUGUAUUGUAUGGCGUACCUGUGUAAUGUAUUAGAAACAGAAUGGAUAAUUGUCAGUUAAAGAGGGAGUGUUGUUUUACGAAUGAAAAUUUCAAGUUUGAAUUUCUCAAGGAGGUAUUUUAUAAUGAAAAUAAUCUUAUGUU
Linum trigynum is the source of this 2764-nucleotide messenger RNA. The record is from the annotation of a GenBank genome assembly. Lineage: Eukaryota; Viridiplantae; Streptophyta; Magnoliopsida; Malpighiales; Linaceae.